UGCGGGGGGAGUACACGUACUGGUCCUCUGUUCAAGAUCUCCGAAAGACGUUUUGUCUGUCGUCUGACGACGCGUAAUGUGCAAAUGUAUUAAUUCCAUUAUCCGGUUUGUUUGUUGCUAUCUGGCGAUAAAAGAGCUGAUGCGAGUGCCGCCCAGCACCACUAACCCGUACGUGGGAUGGCCAACGUUCUGGAGCAGCGCCGCGGUCUCCACCUAAGUGAUGUGUCGUAUAUGUCACAGAGCAAACAUGCUGAGGCCAGGGAGCUGAUGUACAAUGGCGCACUACUGUUCUUCAGCUAUAACCAGCAAAACAGUGCAGCAGACCUGUCUAUGCUAGUACUAGAGUCUUUGGAGAAAUCUGAGACAAAAGUGGAGGAUGACAUAUUAGAGCACUUGGCCAAGCUGUUCAGCUUGAUGGACCCCAACUCCCCAGAGAGAGUAGCAUUUGUUUCCAGGGCCCUCAAGUGGUCCACGGGCGGCUCAGGCAAGCUCGGCCACCCCAAACUACACCAGCUACUGGCUGUCACCCUGUGGAAAGAGCAGAACUACAGCGAGUCACGCUACCACUUCUUGCAUUCAUCUGACGGAGAGGGCUGUGCCCAGAUGCUGGUGGAGUACUCAGCCUCCCGGGGCUUCCGUAGCGAGGUCGACAUGUUUGUGGUGCAGGCCGUACUACAGUUCCUCUGCCUAAAAAACAAAAACAGUGCUUCUGUGGUGUUCAGCACGUACACGGAGAAGCACCCGUCAAUAGAGAAAGGCCCUCCUUUUGUCCAGCCUCUCCUAAACUUCAUCUGGUUUCUGCUGCUGGCGGUAGACGGGGGUAAACUGACCGUUUUUACAGUGUUGUGUGAGCAGUAUCAACCUUCUCUGAAGAGGGACCCUAUGUAUAAUGAGUAUCUCGACAGAAUAGGACAACUCUUCUUUGGAGUGCCACCCAAACAGUCCUCAUCAUACGGCGGGUUGCUAGGUAAUCUCCUGAACAGCCUGAUGGGCUCAGGCGAGGAGGAGGAAGGUGAAGAAGCACAGGAGGACAGCAGCCCCAUAGAGUUGGACUGAGAGUGAGCUGAAAAGGAAUGGAAGUUGAGUGGAGGAGAGGAUGACCCUCCCUCAUCCACACUGUUCCGUGGGAUGGGGUGGGGUCAGUGUCUCAGAAAGGCGUGCUGAUACCCAGAAUCCCGCCCCUUCCCACCCCAACCCUCGCCCCCUUGUAGCCCUGCCCAACCAUCCAUCCAUCCAUAGUCCAGAAUGGCUAUAAGGUCAUCGAAAGCAUCCCCCUCAGCACAGCCUGGACUGUUGGCGCCAACCUGCGAACUUUUCCCGUGUUUAAUUAUUCUAAUUAUAAAGUGUUAUUAUUUUUUUUUUAAUUUUGGACAUUUUCUCACCUACUCCUGUAGAGCUUUUGGUUUUAAAGAGAUGACACAUUGUUGUCGUAAAUCUUUUUUUCCUGUCAGUCUUUCAGCUUUUCUCUCAGUUAAAUGUCCGUUAACAUCGGGUGCAAUGAGGAAACGAAAUAAAUCAGGCUCCAGGGUGCCAUUUAAUUGCAGCGUAUGAUGUUAUACUCCCGAAAAGACUCUGCCACCCGAUGCAGGCCCUCAGGCCAAGGACCACCCGUUUUGUGUGGAGGACUUAGUGUCUCUAUUCAGAACCGUUCAGCGAGGUGGUCAUCGUUUUAUAUUGACACAAAACUAUUGCAAACACUUGUAAACCAUGUACAGAUGUAGCCAUUGCGAAGGGGUCCCACCUUUUAUUGGCUGCUUACUGUAGGCUAAAUUGCUGCAGCACUUCUCCAUCUUCCUCAAGAAGAAUUUUUUGUGGAAAAACAAGAAGUUUAUAAGGAAGUGGUCUGGGAACUAGUUGGUGGACAGACUGAAAAGUGUUGUACGACAAGGUACAACAAACUCACUUCUUCUGUGUAACAUACAAGAUGUGCACAUCUACCCGAUCAGAGCAUGAAUACUUGUACAAUGGCUACCACUGUAAAUAACCAGUAAUCUCCAUGGUAAGUCAAAAGAGACCACUCCCGGUGCGCUUGUUCGGAUUGUAUAUCAUUUGUUUUUGUUUGUUAGGCAUCUGAAUACUGGUCAUCGACCAAUGAAAGCGGAGCGAAGUGAUGCGUACAGGAAGAACUCGUGCUCACGGCCUGUUAAUGAAUUUGAAUCGUGUUUUAGCAGGAGACGUAGCACCGCCACCGCCGCCGCCACCUUGACAUGUACCCCGAUGGAGAGCCAAACCUGCCUGCUACAUACACACAGUUGCAGACUACUGAUCAGAGCCUCGCCCUCACCCAGGGGGAGGGGGGGUCACUCUGAAAAUGUCAUGGGGGGGGGGGGGGGUCCGCUCAUGACACACUACAUUUCCCUCUGCAGCACAGCCCCCGUUUCACCUCUGAAAACGCAUCCUGGUCAUGAACUUUGGAGGGCCUCGACCAUCGGUCUUUACUACCGUAUGCUCUGGUGCCACCGUGCGUUCGAUCACGUCAGUACCGACCAGAUGGUGUGUUGCCCUUUUCUUGUACUCGUGUAUUUAUUUUGGGUGGGCGCAUCAGACUGUGUUGACGAAUGUAUUGUACAUGGCAUGCUCGUUCAAAUGCGUUCUGCUGUGUUUAAUCUCGGCUGCCCCCCCCCCCCCCGAGUAAUUUCAUUCUGUUCCAAGCUGGACGCUGGCCUGGUUUCCCUCUGGUUAGCUGAAGUCCUCGGAAAACAGAGUUGAACACUAAUUAAACGGCGUAAUUGAACCUAACCAGCACAGAUGUUUGUUGUCUCUCUGUCGAGCUCUUCCCGUGUUACCUGGUGUGGUACAUGUCCGUCUGCAGGGUUAGCCAUUGUACAAGUCCCACCCGUCGUCUUGAUACCACACAAUUAAAUCAAAUUGUGAAAUUUUUGUCUGAAACCAAUUACGGUGCCAUUCCUUGAAACUCGGAACGCAAAGAAAGCAAAACUCAAUUGCGUUUCCGUCAUCUCUCCUGGAGAAAGAGGAUAAAAUACUGCCACUAGCCAAGCAAGUGACGCGUUUGUGUAAUCUAAAGUGGGGCCUGUACAGUGGUGGCAUCUGGAUUUUUUGGGCUCAUUAAAAAAAUACGUUGGUUCAA
Molecule: messenger RNA, 3088 nt
Organism: Lampris incognitus (smalleye Pacific opah)
Lineage: Eukaryota; Metazoa; Chordata; Actinopteri; Lampriformes; Lampridae
Gene: get4
Product: guided entry of tail-anchored proteins factor 4
Exons: 9
Coding region: 178-1056 (292 amino acids)
Biological process (GO): protein insertion into ER membrane
Cellular component (GO): cytosol; BAT3 complex
Molecular function (GO): protein binding
Source: RefSeq, a predicted model, not a curated record